Messenger RNA from Linum trigynum, 972 nucleotides. The record is from the annotation of a GenBank genome assembly. NCBI's taxonomy places the organism in Eukaryota, Viridiplantae, Streptophyta, Magnoliopsida, Malpighiales, Linaceae.
AUGACCUCAGAAGGCACGAGUGGUGUUGCCGUGUCUGAGUUGUUUACCACCAGCGAGAAUGCCUUUGCUUUGCUCGCAAACACCUUGGUCUCUGCCCCAACUAAUGAAGUGGCUGCUGACGAAUUAGGGGAGUCAGGUGAAAGAGUGCAAACCACGCCGAGGGAAACUACCAUUCCUGCCGAGGAAGGAUGCCAAGCUGGCCUCGUUGAGAAUCCACCUAUUACUCGAACAACUAGCCCUGUUGACUUGGGCAUGGCCAGUCUUGAUGACAACCUCGCAUAUCUGAAAGACUUUGAGAGUCAAUUCCUUACGGAGGUUCCUGUCCCCACCAGCAAUCCUUCUCCUUCCUCCAUCAAGGGUGCUCUGACGGCAGUAGGUGAAUUCCUUACCCUCUCCCCUGAAGAAGCCAUGGGUGCUUUAGACACAAAGUGGCCUCAAGAAGCCUUCGACCUCCUUAGCAAGCUCGAGCUGCACCUCCCGAUCCCGGGGAUAGAUAUGGAGCAGAUGCUACUAAUGCAGAGCGCUUCCUCGGAGAUCAAGUCAUGGUUUGCCGCCAUUGAGAGUGCUCGCGAGCUUCGGGACAAGUUGGCACGUGAAGAGGAGACUAAAGCCACCACCCACUCCUCUCUUCAAGAUGAGUUGGCUAAAGGAAGAUCUACAUCAAGCGAGGUGGCCUCGUUUCAAGCUACGGAAGCUACCCGCAAGGCACGGAUUGAUGAACUGAAGGCAGAGCUCCAACGUCUGGAAGAAGAAGAGACUCGAGGGAGGACUCAAAAAGAAAAUUUGGCACGAGAUCUUCAUGAGUCAGCAACCAAGAUCCGUGCUCUUCGUGCGAAAGAAGAAUCUCUCAUGCCUACGAAUGAAAUUGGCCUUCAACGAGCUAAGGCUAUCCAGACGGAUCGCGAGAAUAAGUCCAAAUUCGCCAAUUUGAAGGCUAGCUUCGAUGAGAUCAUCAAGACCCUUGACGCUUGA